GUGGUGGUGGUACCCCCUUACCCUGAGAGAGACUCGGAUCAAACAAACAAGCCACUCCUUUGUUUUCCUUUUCCUCUUUAAAGUUUUUCCUCAUUUCUCAAAAUUCAAAUAUUGCUGCUAAUAUCCAUUACAUUAUCUGCUUUUCUUUUACUUCCCCUGUUUGGAUUAUACCGUAAUAAGUUGAGUUGGGCGGGCGAGGAAAAAAACAUGGAGGCAGCCAUGGGACUGAUGCGAAGAAUGCCGCCUCGUCACUCAGAGACAGCGCUUUCCGCUCUUUUAAGCCUUUUGCCUCACAACUCCUCCGAUCUCCUCUCUCAAGUUGAUCUCCCUCUCCAGGUUUUAAGUGAUGAUGACAGUGGGAAGAGGUUCAUUUUGUGCGAAUACAACAGAGAUGCUGAUUCAUAUAGGUCACCUUGGUCAAAUAAAUACCACCCACGAUUGGAAGAUGCGCCUUAUCCAUCUUCAAAAUUAAGGCAACUGGAAAUUGAAGCUAACGAUAUCUUUACAGUCUAUUGUGACCAGUAUUACGAAGGUGGCAUCUCAUCUGUCUAUAUGUGGGAAGAUGACAAUGAAGGCUUUGUAGCCUGCUUUUUGGUAAAGAAAGAUGGUUCAAAGACUGGACAAGGGCGGAGAGGUUAUUUGGAGGAGGGAACUUGGGAUGCUAUUCAUGUUAUAGAGGUUGGGCCAGAAGAAGAAACAACUCGAUAUUGCUUGACUAGUACAGUCAUGCUGUCUUUGACCACAGAUGAUGUGUCAUCAGGCACUUUCAGUUUGUCUGGAUCUAUCAGACGACAGAUGAACAUGAACCUCCCAGUUGCUGAUGGUCAUCUUUGUAAUAUGGGAAAGAUGAUAGAAGAAAUGGAGGGUAAGCUCCGGAACUCAUUGGAUCAGGUCUACUUUGGAAAGACGAGAGAGAUGGUUUGCACUUUACGGCCACCUUCCGAGGUGCUGCCAAUGAGAUUGCCUGAUAGCUAAUAUGGAUUCUAUGCCAUAAGAAAUUGAAGCUUGUGUCAUAUUUGCAUUACUAGAUUGACCCGAGUAUGCUUUGUAUGGUAUGUGUUGAAAAAAAUACAAAUGACUGUAUGACUGACUUAUUUCCAGUCUGCUUUUACAACAAUACAUGAUAUUCUUGAUGAGAUUUUUGCUUAAUAACAUUUCAAUCUGCAAAUAUCCAUCGUUUUCCUUCAA
Gossypium raimondii (Peruvian cotton) is the source of this 1188-nucleotide messenger RNA. Its product is annotated as probable F-actin-capping protein subunit beta. The record is from RefSeq and is a predicted model, not a curated record. The transcript has 8 exons. Gene Ontology annotation, cellular component: F-actin capping protein complex; cytoplasm. Lineage: Eukaryota; Viridiplantae; Streptophyta; Magnoliopsida; Malvales; Malvaceae. Bases 208 to 975 code for a protein of 255 amino acids. Gene Ontology annotation, molecular function: actin filament binding. Gene Ontology annotation, biological process: barbed-end actin filament capping; actin cytoskeleton organization; cell morphogenesis.